Messenger RNA from Rhea pennata, 3980 nucleotides. RefSeq names its product alpha 1,4-galactosyltransferase (P1PK blood group) (gene A4GALT). The coding region runs from base 131 to 1225 and encodes 364 amino acids. The transcript is spliced from 2 exons. The record is from RefSeq and is a predicted model, not a curated record. Gene Ontology annotation, molecular function: galactosyltransferase activity. Gene Ontology annotation, biological process: glycosphingolipid biosynthetic process. Lineage: Eukaryota; Metazoa; Chordata; Aves; Rheiformes; Rheidae.
CCGAGGCCAAAACCGCGUGUCUGGCUAUUCCCGGCUGCCGUUGCCAGCUUGGCCCUUCCCGCUCCGGGAACCUUUAGGCUACAGCCUGUCUGUCAAGAUUACAACACCUGUCUUGGGAAAGCGGGGUCCAAUGGGAGCAAGGAUGCUCAGGAUGUCCAGCUGUCUGCUAAAACUGACCAGAGUGAUGCUGAACCACAGGCUUGGGGCCCUGUUUAUCAUCGCCUUUAAGUUCUUGUCCUUUGCCUCCAUCCUGUUGUAUUGGAGAAUCACAGAGGACCCGAAGGGCAGAGGCCAGGUCUACAGCUUGCCUGUUGAGAUCCACUGUGCUCACUCUGUGCCGUCUCCUCCCCGUGCUGCUGCUGGUGGGCCCCCUCCUCCCCCAGGAGACGUGUUUUUUGUGGAGACCUCAGAGCGAACCAACCCAAAUUACCUGUUCAUGUGCUCUGUGGAAUCAGCAGCCCGGACACACCCUGGGACGAGGGUUGUGGUGCUCAUGAAAGGCUUGGCAAACAGAAAUGCCUCACUACCCAACCACUGGGGCUUCUCGUUACUGAGCUGCUUCCCCAAUGUGGAAAUUCGGCCCCUGGACUUGCAGGAGCUUUUCUCUGGGACACCCCUUGCAGAAUGGUAUUUGGAGGCUCAGCAGCGCUGGGAGCCUUAUUUCUUACCCAUCCUGUCUGAUGCCUGCAGAAUUGCCAUCAUGUGGAAAUUUGGUGGCAUCUACCUGGACACAGACUUCAUUGUGCUUAAGAACUUAAAGAACCUCACCAAUGUGCUUGGUACCCAGUCCAAGUAUGUGCUAAAUGGAGCCUUCUUGUCCUUUAAGCCCAAGCACAAGUUCAUGGAGCUUUGCAUGCAGGACUUUGUGGAGAACUACAACAGCUGGAUCUGGGGUCAUCAGGGUCCACAGCUCCUAACCCGUGUCUUCAAGAAGUGGUGCUCCAUCAGGAGUCUUAGGAGCAGCAGGAGCUGCAAAGGGGUGAGUGCUCUGCCCCGGGAGGCUUUUUAUCCCAUCCGAUGGCAGGACUGGAAGAAGUACUUCGAAGUGGUCAGCUCCUCAGAGCUUCAUCACCUCUUCAAGAACACCUAUGCAGUGCAUGUAUGGAACAAGAAGAGCCAAGGGACAAGGCUAGAGAUCACAUCCAAGGCUUUGCUGGCUCAGCUACAUUCUCAUUUCUGCCCUGCCACAUACGAUAUCAUGAAGAAGGAUGCUGGACAGCCGUGACUCAAGGAUCAGCUAAGGGCCAUCAUCUUGGAGCCCCAAACCUCCAGCUGUUCCAGCACAAAUGAACCUUCUUGUGAAGAGAGGCAAUGGGAAUUGAGAAUAAAAGCCAUUUGCAUGGGGCAAAGGUGGAGCCCAUAGUUUCAACCAACAUAUGUGCCGCUCUUUGUCUUGACUUUAACUGCGUGGUGGCAACAUUUUGUUUCUGCGCAGGACCUUUCUGCUGCUCUGCUUGCUCAGAUAAAAAGGUUUCAAGAGGGUAGUGAGGCCUGUGCCACUUGUGGCAGUCUCCAUCAGCCCCUUUCUGUAGCUGUUAAACCUGGAAGGAGCCUUUGCAGAAAUGCUCAUCUCAGCCUUCGUCACUGUUAGCUUUCAGGACUUCUCAAGUGCAGUCCUCAAAGCAGUAAAGCGGUGGGAGAGAAGAGAACAGGUGCUAAAGAGGGAGUUAAAGGUGUGCUGGAGAAGAUGGUCUGAGAAAAAUGAGUGAGAAGAUGGAGAAGAAUGAAAGGGGAAGUGGCUUCAGUUCCCUUCCCUGAAGACUGUUUCGUGGAGGGGAAUUCCUCAUGCCCUGUUUGAGCAGGGUGCAGGAUGCCAGAGCCUCUGCUUAGUGUUGUAGCUGUAAAGACCUGCUUGGGAAUUUGAAAUGUAUCAGAACUUGAGGAUUGGCCAGCUCAUCAGUUUGCAGGAGCUUAUGGACAGCAGUGUUUUAUUUGGUAGUGGUAGUGAAUUAACAAUCUGCAGUGGGCAGGAGAGCUCGUCCAAAUCGCACCUCAAAUUGCACCCAACACAGAGUUGAACUCUGUUUUACACUGACUUUGUCUGUAUAACCAAAUGCCCAUAACUAUGUCUAAGCUGCACCAGAACUUUCAGCACUUGGACUGAUCCCAGAGGGAUGAGAUGAGAAUACUUCCAAGUAUCUGCAAGGAUACCAAAAGCUUGGUAGAGAACCUGUACUAUCUAAAUUCAAGUUCAGGAGCUGAGUUGUUUAUGGAGGACCUUUUCAAGUAGCCUGGAACACUCCUGCAAUUCACUGUCCAGGAGUACAAAUCUCUCCUGGAAGUUCUUGAGAAAUGCAGUGGAAAGCUUUAUUCUUUUUCCUCAACUAUAUUCCUGAACUAUGAUGGAGAAAGUUAACUCAUCUCUCUUAGGGUCCUCUUGUGCCUUUGGGGGUUCCCUCUGCAAAGGCGAGUUUGUUGGACAAACCGUGGGAGAAACUCUCUCCCUUCCUUUGGUGCCCAAAGGGAUGUAUUGAUGCUCUUACAGUUCUUUGUUUGAAAAUGAUGAAGAAAGAGCAGUGAGAAGUGAGAGUAAGGCCAACAUUGUACCCCUCCUUGAUCUAAGGGGGAUCACUGGGGAACAUGAGCUUGGCACUGUGAUGGGGUUGACAUGGAUGAGCAGAGCAUAAGCCAUCCCCUCUCCUACACUACUCAGAAAUGAUAAUCUCACUGUAAAAUCUUUUCUGCCUUUACUGUAUGAGUCUUUGCACUCCUAGGAACAGCAGUUGGAUGGUCCAAUUGCCUCUUUGAUGACCAGGCAUUGGUCAGAUCUCCAGUGUCAUCUGAUUCUGAAGCGAGAGCUCUUUCAGUGGUGCUUCCUGCAAGUCCUCCAAGUGUAACAGAUUAUUUCUAGGACUGCAGUUCUCUCAGGCUUGUUUCCCUCUCUGUUCUGCUUCCCAUCAAAUAUAAGCAAUGGGAGUUUUGCUCAGCUUAGUCAAGCCAACGUGCAAAAAAGUAGACAACAGUGCAUGCAAAGACAGAAUUUCUCUAUGUAUCUCAGGUUUAUUUGCCUCUUCUUAGAUGACAAAAAUGAGAAAGCCAGAUCAUCUGUCCCUUUUAGAAAACAGUUCCCUUUCUCCCAGGGGACAGGGCUGUGGGUGCUUAGGAGAGCUUGCACCUUUUGGAUUUUUUUUGUAAAUUAAGCUAUCUGGUGUUGGCUGAAGGCCAAUGCUGCUUUGAUUGAAAGUUAUCCACCUGUAAGUUGUGCAGGGCAUGCACUCGGGGCACAAGCAGCUACCCUGGAAUGGGGAAGGUGCUGGAAACCACUCUUCCUCCUGCCCCCACUCACCUGCACCACAUACAUGCACAUAUGUAGUGCUUCCUCUUAGUUCUGCCUCGCUUUAUGCGUCAUCCUGGAGAUAUAUGGGAUCUUGAACAUCUGCAGCUCUCCCAAAACUGAGUGUCUUUAAGAACCAAGACUUUGUGGGGAAACUGCAAAUCUUCCUGACCAUCUAAGUGUGCUUCACCACAUCAAGUGGUAAAAAUGGAUCCUAUUUUCACUGUCUGUUUUGCUGCUGGUACUCUGCUUUUUUGACUGCUUUCUUUAGAAGCAGCUGCAAAACUGUCAGCCAUGAUCCAGUGUGUAGUCAAUAGGAGAUGGUAUACCUUACUGCUGGUUCCUUCUGUUUUGGGACUUACGCUGGCUAAACAACAGAAAUUUUGGCAAGCCAGGAACCCCUACCAAGGACAGUAAAGUAAAGGUUGCUGAUUGUAAAGGCAUAAUAACAGGAAACUUUACUUUGGCAAUACCAUAAACUGAUUACAGAAGUGUUUGGCAAUGAAUAUCUGGCUUGAUAUACACUACUUAUUCUAAGAAAGUGCCUUUUUGCAUAUGUGUAGUGGUUUCUUUUUGUUUUCGUUUAUUUGUUUUUCCUGAAGAGUUAAUGCUCAGAGGUUUGACAAGGAGAGGAUUGAACCAAAGCAGCCUGUGGCCUUUUUCCCUUUGCCUUGUGAGAGAAAAAUAAACGCUGUUUUUACUAUUU